Molecule: messenger RNA, 2259 nt
Organism: Symbiodinium sp. CCMP2456
Lineage: Eukaryota; Dinophyceae; Suessiales; Symbiodiniaceae
Source: the annotation of a GenBank genome assembly
AUGCAGACGGCCACCUACGAAUAUCCGGUGGCACUGGGGCUCGCAUACAUCCUUCUAGUCGGGUGCCUUAUCAGGGCCUUUUUCGUUUUCGUGGGCUUGCCAGCAUCGGUAGGCGUGAUGCUAAGUGGCUUCAUAUUCCAGCUUCGCUUCCAGAGCGACCUCUUCUUCGCCCGAGAUGAGCUACAAGGGCUCUCGUUUUUCUUGGUGCUUCUCAUUGCCGGCUUGGAGAUUCGGUCCAAAGACUUGCAAGCACACGUCUUUGUGAUGGCACUCCUGCCUGCAAGUUGCGAGCUAAUCGGAAUCGCCGUGUAUGCUUACAAAGUGCUGGAAUACACUCCGGUCGAGGGCAUGGUGCUCGGAAGUGUCCUUGUCGCGAUGGGUGAUGGGCUGGUCAUCCCCAAAAUGAAGGAGUUUUCCCAGACGUUCCCGGACCAUCCGUUGCCGCGGCUGGUGUUUGCAUGGGCUCCUUUGGAGGCCUCGUUCGCCCUGACCGCCUUUGGGGUUCUCACAGGCCUGGCGUCGCCGGCCCAUCAAGCGCCUACCCCAUUGGGAACCAUUCUUCUGGCAAACUUCCUUCGCCUGGUCGCAACCCUGGCUCUGGGCGUCCUGUUAGGAUGUGUGAGCUGUUGGUUCAUCGCCAGCCGGAAGAAGAUGCGCAUCUUGAAGCUUUUAUUCCAGGAUCCGGCCACAGAAGGUGGCAAAACGGAAGGCUUCCUUGUCCUCAUCUCUGUUACGCUCAUUGCUUUGUCAUUGGGCAAGGGCGAGUCUGGAAGCGAAUUGGUUCCGAUGGGCUUCUGUCCAGGUUCAAUGUUUCAGUCUGAGUUGCUCGUGAUCAUCACAGCUUCGGUCUUCGCGAACCGGUGCAGCUCGGCGUACAGCGGCGAGGACAUCGUGAAAGACAUCACAACCAUUGUGGGCCAAGUCUGGGUGUUUGGCCAGGUGUUUCUUUUCAGUAUGCUAGGCAGCAAGAUGACUUUGGAUAUCCUGCCUGAGCUCAAGAGCUUGGCCCCUGUAAUGCUGUGCGGGCUGCUCGCACGUGCAAUGGGCAUCAGCCUUGGUGUCCUUCUCACGGUCACGAGCCGCAGGAGGACGUUGAGCCAAGUUCCAUCAGACAUCGGCUUUUGCUUUCUGUGCACACUGCCACGAGCGACAAUUCAGGGUGCUCUCGGUGCCGAGCCCCUGAAGCAGCACUUCUUCCAUGUCGGAUAUGGCAACAACAGUGCAGUCCAGAACUUCACCUUUACAGCUGCAAGGUUGUAUGUGCUAUGCUACUCCGUCAUGGGUAUGAUACUCCUGAACGGUUUCGGGCCAAUGCUUCUUCGAAGUACCGAGAAAGAGGAAUCCACACGCCCGCUGGUGCCCGAUGACUCUGAGAAUCCGUCCGAAAAUACGCAGUUGGCAGACUCGCCACUUCAGGUCCAGCCAGCGCAGCACGAGUCAUCUACACCACAGCUGCAGAAGGUUCCGUCCCGCUCAGCCAGCUCGACAGCAUCAGGGGAGUCUCAUUGGCAGGACAAGGGAGGCAUGUUGCACACCUUCGAGUCCAGGAAUUCCACCUGGCGCCCUCAAUGCGAGAUACUCCCAGGCUAUAAGACAACCUGUCGUGCCACGGCCUCCGAGAAGCGACCUGCCGGGGAUGAGGCGAAGAGAGUUCUGAAGCCAACUUACUUGACUUUCAAAGUGCCGAAGAGGUCUGCAAUGCAGCGGAUGGGGGAGUUUAUACGCCGUGGCGAUUCUGGAGGACGUGUCCACGAAGUCCCAAACCCGAACCCUUCGCAAGGAGCUAUUCCCGUGAUCUUAUCCUCCAAGUGGAAGGAGGGAAAGGAGGUGACUCAUUACUUCGGUCCUGAUCCUGACUUCUUGGUCCGUGCUGAUCCUUCAGCGGAUGAACGGCCAAUGACAUUCCGGCUCAGAACGAAAGGAAAAGUCGAAACCAUCACAAUCAGAUUCCCUCCCCUCGUGAAAGAGGCGCAGUUCGAGCCAAACGCAGUGAUGGUGGAGGUUCCGGAGAAUGCAAGACCGGGAGCUCCGUUGGUAUUCAAGCAUCCGACCGAGAAGGUCUGGCUACAGUUCGAAAUUCCCCAGAAAGUUCCGGCAAAUCGUUUCUUGGCUGUGGCACUGCCGUCGGCAAAGUAUGUGUCUACGUCAAACGAGGACUAUUGCUCCUUCAUACACGAAAUGUGUGAUGAGAUUUAUGCUGAGUUUGUGGAAACACUGCAAACGUUUGAGAGUCUCUGCACCUUUCGCACCCAGCCGUAA